CCCGCCCUGGGGCCGGGGUGAGAGGCGCGGAGCGUGCCCGGCAGGAGCCGGCUUGGCCGAUCCCUCGUUUUGCGGGAGUCAGGGAGACAGGGAUAAGGUCCCUCCCUAGUCAUUCUGCUUACUUUACUGAGCGCCUACCCUGUGCCAGAUACUGUACUAAGCCUUGCAGAUGCAUGAUUUCAUUUAUUUCUCACAACCUUCUAAAGUAGGUAUUGUUGUUAUUCCUAUUUUACUAGAGAAGAAAGCCCAGAAAGGUUACAUUGCUCAUCCCGUGUCACACCUACAGCACUGGGAAUUAAUUUGAUAGCACGUAUUGAUGGCUCUCAAGAAGUCAUCACUCUCACUGGAAUCCAGUGAGAGUGACUCUGAGGAGUUGCCAACAUUUGCCUUUCUAAAGAAGGAACCAUCUUCAGCAAAGAGAAGACACCCUCAGAGGGAGGAGAAGGUUAUAGUGGUUGACACUUCAGAUUCUGAGGCUUCCUGUCCUUCAUCACCACGGUUGAAAGAUCCACCACCUGUUCCGGACACGGCCGCAACGGUCAUACAAACCGAGCCAGUCAGGGUGCUAAGCAGUGGAAGUGAAGAUGAGGAGGAAUUUGUUCCCCUGGCUGAGAGGCUAACAUGUAAGUUUUUGACCCACAAGCAGCUGAGCCCCGAGGACUCUAGCUCCCCAGUUGAAAGUAUUGUGGAUCAUCAAAAUUAUGAAGGAGCAUUAUGUGACUGGAAAAAACAGCCCUUUCCAAAGAUCCGUGAUGUUCCCCUCUGUGACACCUCAGAGAGGCGUGCAUUAAAUAACAAAGACCUUUUGGUAGACAAUCCAUGCCAUCAGCUUCCAGCCUACCAAGGUACCUGCCCUGUCCAGAGCAACAGCUGGACAGUAAUCAAAACGAAUGCUGAGGACGCCCUGCCUCAGAAGAGAACCAAGCGUAGUCAGAAGGUCCGGAAGAAAGGCUCACAGGGAUGCCAGCAGCGGGGACAAGCAAGCCAGAAGGAAAGCACCCUGAGACAACAGGAAAGGAAGAAGAAGGCAGCACUGGUUAAUGGGCUGAAAGCUCAGAGGCCAGAGGAAUGCUUAAAGCACAUCGUUGUGGUGCUGGAUCCAGUGCUGUUACAGAUGGGAGGUGGGGGCCAGCUCCUCGGAGCACUGCAGUCCAUGGAAUGCUGCUGUGUGAUUGAGGCACAGGCCGUGCCUCACAGCAUCACCUGGAGGAGGAGGGCUGGGCCAGCCGAGGAUGGAGAGGAGGGCUGGGUGGAGGAGCCGAUGGUCCUGGUGCUGCUCCUGGCAGAGGCGUUUGUGUCCAUGAUCUGCAACUUCAAGCAGGGAAGUCUGGGCAGCACCGAGAAAGGGAAGGAAACACUUCGGAGCUUUGUAACUGACGUCACAGCAAGGACAGCGGGGAAAGCUCUGUCCCUGGUGAUUGUGGAUCAGGAGAAGAGCUUCAGCCUGGAACUGCUGCCCUUUGAUUUCCUUCCCUGCUCCAGUGCUCCAAAUCCUCCAAGGAGAAGGAAACAGGGAGUGGCAAAUAGAGAACAGGCCAAGGAGAAGAAGCAGCAGAGACAACCAGAGGCCAACACAAGGCCCCUGGUGUCCAGGGUAGACGUGGAAGAGGCACUGGUGGAUCUGCAGCUACACACACAGGCACAGGCUCGAGUUGUGCAGAGCUGGAAAGAGCUGGCUGACUUCGCAUGCACAUUCACAAAGGCUGUGGCUGAGGCGCCCUUCAAGAAGCUCCGAGAUCAAACUAAUUUCUCCUUCUGCCUGGAGAGUGACUGGGCUGGAGGGGCAAAGGUGGACCGCGCUGGCAGAGGACUUGCACUGGUCUGGAGGAGACAGAUCCAGCAGCUGAACCGCGUCAGCCUGGAAAUGGCCAGUGCUGUUAUGGAUGCCUAUCCUUCCCCACAGCUCCUGGUCCAGGCUUAUCGGCGGUGUUUUUCGGAGCAAGAACGCCAGAAUUUGCUUGCAGACAUACAGGUGCGCCGUGGGGAAGGUGUGACAUCCACCUCCCGCCGAGUUGGACCAGAGCUGUCCAGGCGUAUCUACCUUCAGAUGAGCACUCUGCAGCCAGAUCUCUCUUUAGACAGUGCAGACUGAUGCUAGCCCUCAAGGACAAGGAUAGACAGCUGGAGAUGUCCGCCUCACCCAGCUCAGAACAUGACUACAAAGCAGAGAUUGGAAGCGCCUCCCGAACCCAAGCCUGGGUCAGGCCAACAGACUCUUCCUGGGUGUCGUUCUGUGUGAAAGUCUCCCUACCUGUCAACUUGGGGCAGAAGGCUGAGAUACUUGCAUGUACUUCACC
Molecule: messenger RNA, 2297 nt
Organism: Diceros bicornis minor
Lineage: Eukaryota; Metazoa; Chordata; Mammalia; Perissodactyla; Rhinocerotidae
Gene: EME1
Product: essential meiotic structure-specific endonuclease 1
Exons: 9
Coding region: 317-2092 (591 amino acids)
Biological process (GO): replication fork processing; resolution of meiotic recombination intermediates; double-strand break repair
Cellular component (GO): nucleus; Holliday junction resolvase complex
Molecular function (GO): DNA binding; nuclease activity
Source: RefSeq, a predicted model, not a curated record